UUGAACUUGUCAACACUUGAUGGUUGGGCGGUGAAUUUGCCUCAGAGUGCCUUUAUAUGUCACUUUCAUUUACAGUUUCGAGUCGGAGUGCAGUUUAUCACAUAUCUUUGGAACGAAGCAGCCAAUCGCUGAUACAAAACUCUGCUCAACGACAUUGGAUGUUGUUGUUGUCGCAGUUUUGGCGCGCCAGUGUAUACUGGGAAGGAUCAUCAGUGGAAUGAAGAGAGGAUGGAAAACUGCAUGCACGUUUUCCAGGUCUCUGGAAUCAAGACCCGGGAUAAGAAGAAGGUUUUGGUCCAGAUAAUCCAGCAGCUGGGUGGAAAAUACAUUGGUGGCUCAGUCUAUCAGCAUUCCUCCACCCAUCUCAUAAUCCCUCAGGUUUUGUCCAGCGAGAAGUUUUUGGCCGCCUGUGCUGCAGGAAAGUGGGUUGUGACUCCACAAUAUGUGCUGGACAGUUUUAAGAACGGAUCCUGGCUCUCAGAGGGACCCUAUGAAAUUGCCAUUACCACAGGUGUCUCGUCUUCAGUCUACCCCGCCAGGCAGUGGAGGGAGAAGGUGUCCAGCGGGAGGGUAACCGGGGCCUUUCAGGGCUGGAGGGUUCUCCUGAUGGUCCGGGAGCCCAGCCGCAGGGCCAUGUUCAAACGGCUGCUGAAAGCAGGUCGGGCCAAAGUAUACCACUGCCCUCUUCCCCCUCACGCCUCUGUCACUCAUGUCAUGGCUAAACCCGUCACAGAGGACUCGAAAUCCCACAAUGCUCCUUGCUACCCUGUAAGCCACAUUGUCCAGCACCUCUUUGGGAGCAAUUGUGUGGAUAUGAAGUUCAACAUAACGAAUGAUGUGUCAGCAGAGACAACACAGGACGGUUUUGUCGAUGUGGACUUCUCCAAGCUGGAGACAGAGCUCCGGGACUAUAUCAUCAGACAGGAUGCCCGGCCAAGACUCUGCCUCCUUGAAUUCCUUGGUUACCAUGAUCCACACCGGCCACAGCCCCAGGGUACUGAAACGGACUUCAGCAAUGUGGGUAGCAUGAUAGAGUGUGGGCUCUUCACUGAAGCCUUGGACUCAAUCAAAAGUGCUAUCUUCCCAGGCCUGCUUCCCCCAGCGUCAUACCUGGUGUCCCUUUUAGAAUAUGCACAGCAGGGUAAUGCCACAUCUGUCUUCUUGAGGAAUUUCCAGCAGGUCAUGUACAACCUUCUUGUCACCAACCCUCCCUGGCUGCCUCCCAGCACAGUGAAAAAAUAUUUAGCCCAGGUGUUGCAGUGUCCUCGAUGCAAAAUGGGCCUGUGGCCUUUUCUGGAGACAGCCAUCAGUUACUGCCUGUCUAGUGAUGCCACUUGUCAUCCGCUCCCUGGACCUGCCCUGCCAACACUGUUACAUUUCCAUAGUGACCUUCUGGCAUUCUUCCUCAAGCUCUUCCAGGGGGAACUCCACUCUGUCACCAGCGGAGACUUUGUGCCGCAUGAGUCGACAGGAGUCUCUCAGGCUUCAGCAACAGGAUCUUUGCUAUAUGGAACCUUCUGGACAGUGUGGGAGCGCUCCACGCUGUUGUCCCGAGCUGUGAAACAACUAAUCCAGCUCUUGGUACAGGCUGUCAGUGAGGACUACGCUGAGAGGGAAGAGGUGCAGAAGCUGCAUUUGGCAGAAACUCUGCUGGACCUCCUGUCUGUCUUGGUGGAGUUCUGGUGUCAGCAGCACUUCAAGCUGAACCAGAACCUGGUGGAAAAGGGCCUCAAAGACCUAGCAGAGCACUUUGCUGUCACCAGCCAGGAUGUAUCUCCAGAGGUUCUGGCAGAGCUUGUUGUCAGGAUUUGCUCGACUAGACUUAAGUUGAUGAUAGCAGAUGCCAUAUUUAGGAGUCUUUGCUGCAGAAGUGGAAUCACAGUUGGAGAUGAACCCCUCUCUCUUAAGAAAAUGGUGCUGUCCUACAUGCCUGCACUGGAAAAUUUAGCUCAGAGACCCUCUGGUGCUUGCCUCAGGACCAAACCCACCCCCCACAGCCGGACCAGCCAGGGGACCAGAUGCAGUCCUCAGAGCUCUUUGGUGAACGAGAACGUCCCCAGAGGUUUGAACAGAGUCAACGCAGCAGAAGAGACCCUCCUCCACAGAGCUUGCAAGAGGACCCAAGUGAAAACAGUGCUUCAGAUCCUGUCGCUUCCUGGGACGGACGUCAACGUAAAAGACCAUGCAGGCUGGACACCUUUGCAUGAAGCGUGUAACCAUGGCAGCACUGCGUGCGUGGAGGCGUUGCUACGUCACCACCCCGCCCCUGUGCUAAAUAACCAGGUGGGUGGAGUCAGCCCACUUCACGACGCUGUGCUAAACGGACACAUGGACAUUGCCAAAAUGCUACUGGAGCAUGCGGGCUCCGCUAUCCUGCAGCAAAAUGACGGAGGGGAGCGGAACGCACUGGACCUGCUCUCAACGAGUCAGAGGGAGGAGCUCCUCCACAGCGCUCGUUUGGGAGAUUCAACCCUGAGAAACGACUGCAGCGAGGCGUUGAACCUGCCCCUGCUGGAGGCCGGAUCCUCUCUGCUGGCCCACAUCAUUUUCUCCUACCAGCAAGAGAGGGGCCUAACGGGCCACUCGCAGCCCAGCGACGAGUCCCACAGUCCGGGCCUCUUGCUGCUCAGAGCACUGGGGACCCACUCCCACCAAACAGUGACUCUGGGCUGGACCAACCAGCGGGCGGCGAGGCUGGUGGAGGAUGCAGAGACGUUGCUGGAGCUCGGCAGAGGGAGUUACCUGGGGCAGAUGUCUCUCGCGGUGAGAGAGUGCAAAGGAGAGAAUACGCUGUUCCUGAUGGAGAUACUGGAGGAUCUUCGGUCUCGGGGGAAGGGAUGCACGAGUGGCUGAUCUGUGACACUGGAUCAAUGGACACUGUUAAGAGUAAAAUCAGAGGUUGCACAUUCAAAGUAACGUUCAGGUAUAUCACCACACAAUUCUCAGAGGCCUUAACAUGUUUUCACAGACAACUCUCUGGCCUUCACCAAUCUUCCCAAUGGUGGAAAUGAGUAAUCGCGCCGCGUGUUCAUGUCGACAGAGAACCUUGUAGCUGCACCGUAGUUUGGGCGAACAGUAUCAGUCAAACGUUUGGACUCGCUUUCUAAGUCAAUGUAACGAGACUGUGAGAAACCUUUAAACGGUGUUGCAUUUCACUAGCUUUUUAUUUAUGUUGUGAAUAGUGAAGAAUUGUUUUUAUGGCAACAGUCAUUUCUAUUUAGACUGUUACUACCUCAAGUUAUUGUUCUGUACGGCUACUUCUCCUAAUGUUGACGAUAAUGUUUUUCCAUUUUAUUUAUAAUAAAUUAAAGUAACCCCACUGGUACAUUCCAUUCUGA
This is a messenger RNA of Gasterosteus aculeatus aculeatus (three-spined stickleback), 3338 nucleotides long. RefSeq names its product SMC5/6 complex localization factor 1 (gene slf1). Gene Ontology annotation, cellular component: site of double-strand break; nucleus. The record is from RefSeq and is a predicted model, not a curated record. NCBI's taxonomy places the organism in Eukaryota, Metazoa, Chordata, Actinopteri, Perciformes, Gasterosteidae. Gene Ontology annotation, biological process: methylation; DNA damage response; protein localization to site of double-strand break. Gene Ontology annotation, molecular function: methyltransferase activity; nucleic acid binding; protein binding.